AUGCCUUCCUCUUCCAUAUGGAUCAAAGUCAUUUUCAUCCUGGCCUUGGUGCUUCCCCUUUAUUAUGAAAUGACAUUUGCAUCAAAAAGAGUCCGUCGUCAGAAGCCAGACUGCGACAAGUACAAAAAAUUCCUAAAUAAGUGUACCAGAGAAAACGAUCCAGUUUGUGGAACUAAUGGACACAGUUAUAGCAAUGAAUGCGUUUUCUGCAGUGUAAUGAUAAACACUAAAGAAAAGUUUGGUUAUCGGCAUCAUGGUAAUUGCUGAAAUUUGUAUGAGAUACAAUUUUCAGUUAAAUCAUCAUCUCUUUUCAUAAGGAAUCCUGCAAUCACGUAGAAUCUCUCAAUUGGUACUUCACAUUCCAGACAACAAGUGCAUUCUUCUGUGAUUCAUACAGCAGAAUAUAGGGUAUUGAGGAAUUUCUCCAACCUGUGAUUGAAGGCUUUUAUUUCAAUUAUGUAGUUGUAAUAUUAAAAAUUGCUAUCUUAAUUGUGUUU
This is a messenger RNA of Meriones unguiculatus (Mongolian gerbil), 497 nucleotides long. RefSeq names its product serine protease inhibitor Kazal-type 10-like. The coding region runs from base 1 to 267 and encodes 88 amino acids. Gene Ontology annotation, molecular function: protein binding. The record is from RefSeq and is a predicted model, not a curated record. Lineage: Eukaryota; Metazoa; Chordata; Mammalia; Rodentia; Muridae. The transcript is spliced from 4 exons.